AUGAUCAAAUCUACGCUACGCCGUAUACCUGGUAUUAUAGGUGCCAUCGAUGGGACCCACGUUCCUAUAAAGGCACCACCGCAUAAUCCUGUAGAUUAUUAUAACAGAAACAACUACCAUUCAGUAAUUUUGCAGGCUAUUUGUAAUGACAAAAGAGAAUUUAUAGAUAUUUUUGUUGGUGUAGCAGGAAGGGUCCACGAUGCUAGAGUAUUCAGACAAAGUCCUAUAUUCGCUUUGCUGUCCGGAAAUAAUCCUCCGAUAGAUGAAAAUCAACAUUUAUUGGGAGACAAUGCUUAUCCAUUGCUUCCAUUUCUCAUGAAGCCAUAUAGAGAUAAUGGACAUCUCACUCCUGAACAAACAAAAUUUAAUACAAUGCUAAGCUCAAUCAGAUGUCGUAUUGAACAAUGUUUUGGAUUAUUAAAAGGAAAAUGGAGGCGUUUAAAAUUCUUAGAUAUGUCCCGAAUUGACCUAAUACCUACAGUAAUUGUAGCAGCUUGUGUAUUGCAUAAUUUCGUUUUGAAUAAUGAAGAUUUCGAAUUCGAAGAUGGUGAAUAUGAGCAAGAUGAAGAUGAAAACGAAAAUAAUUUGCAAAUUUUCCAGGAAUUUGGAAUUGGAAUAGGAAAUCGAAAAAGGGAUUACAUAGCUUCAAUAUUGCAAUAA
This is a messenger RNA of Cyphomyrmex costatus, 660 nucleotides long. Its product is annotated as putative nuclease HARBI1. The record is from RefSeq and is a predicted model, not a curated record. Bases 1 to 660 code for a protein of 219 amino acids. Lineage: Eukaryota; Metazoa; Arthropoda; Insecta; Hymenoptera; Formicidae. The transcript has 2 exons.